Molecule: messenger RNA, 2387 nt
Organism: Bufo bufo (common toad)
Lineage: Eukaryota; Metazoa; Chordata; Amphibia; Anura; Bufonidae
Gene: HSDL1
Product: hydroxysteroid dehydrogenase like 1
Exons: 5
Coding region: 247-1191 (314 amino acids)
Source: RefSeq, a predicted model, not a curated record
UCAUAUAAUUACUGCUCAGCACAGCGAAGCUCCAUGACGGACACCGCACUGAAGACCGAACCUCCUCCUCGCGGUGUCCUUACGGUGACAUGGCUGCUAGUUGCUGCGACGCCAGGACCUGAAGCCUGGAGACGCCACUCACGUGUUCUGCGUCAGCCUAUCAGCUUUAGCCGUCUGCUACUUCCGGUCUCUUGGAUCACGUGACAGGCUCCCCGCGGCGGCUGCUUCUGCAGGUCGGCGUCCUCCAUGGCGGCAGUGGACAGCUUUCACAUCUUAUACAGAGCGGUGGCCCAGACGUGUCACAACAACUUGGAGUUUUUGGCUGUGGUUGGCGCCCUGUACACAGCCAGGAAAAGCCUCUGCAUCUUGUCUGAUUGUUACCGUCUGCUCAGACUUCAUCUUACCCCGUGUCUGCUCCGCAGGAGAGACUUUGUCCAGGAGUAUGGAGAAUGGGCGGUUGUGACCGGUGCCACCAACAGCCUUGGCAAAGCAUAUGCAGAAGCACUCGCCAAGCGUGGUAUGAAUGUCCUCCUGAUCUGCAGCCAGAGAGAGGCCUUACACAGCGUUUCUGAGGCCAUCGCUGUCAUUUACGGAGUUAAUACGAACUUUAUUGAUGUCGAUUUCAGCCGAGGCCCGGAGGUCUAUCCCUCCAUUAAGGGGGCACUGAGAAAUUUAGAUGUUGGGAUUCUAGUGAAUAAUGCUGCAGGGUUCGAUGAGCGUCCAGAAGGUGUCGUUGCGAUGCCAGAGGAUACAGUUUGGGAGAUCAUUCACGUCAACAUGGCUGCAGCUGUAAUGAUGGCUCACCUAGUGCUCCCGGGAAUGGUGGAGAGGAAGAGAGGUGCCAUCGUCAAUGUGAUAUCUGGGUCUGAUGGCAAAAGUGACCCCCAAACCGCUGCCUCCAAGGCCUAUCUAGAAACCUUCAGCAGAAAACUAGAUUCUGAGGUGUCGGCCAGUGGAAUAUUUGUGCAGUGCUUAACGCCUUUACAUGUAGGAGGCACACAACACACAUCUCAUUAUGGAACCUCUCACAUGUUUGCUCCGUCUCCUGAUGUUUAUGCUCGCCAUGCUGUGAGAACAUUGGGGUUCUCCACCAGGACCACAGGAUACUGGGCUCAUUCAUUGCAGGUCCUCGCUUGUCGAUGGAUUCCCGGCUGGUUAUGUAGCUCAAUAGGAAGAUUUGCCCAACAGUGAUAAAUGGAUGUGAUGUUAUGACCAAGAUGAUAGUCUUCACACUCGCUGUUGUGUCUCUGCUGUGGUGCCACCACUUGAAUAUGUUUCAAGUACCUGUCAUCUGAACUUAAGACUUAAAGGGUUAUUCCACCUAAACAUUUAUGGCAUAUCCACAGGACAUGCCGUAAAUGUCCAAUAGAUGCAAGUCUCUGUGUUUGUGCUUCUCUCUCCAUUCACUUAUAUGGGGCUACCGAAAAUAGUGUGUUUGGCUGAUUUCCCAUAGAAGUCCCAUAGAGGUGAAUAGAGAAAGCUGCUGCAGCCAGUUACUGGCCUCAGCUGUCUUGUGCUGUUCACCACUGAGGCCAGCAGCUGGCUGCAGCGGUAUAUGGGCUGUCACCACUGCAGCCCAGGAAAGUGGAUGGAGUAGCCGUGCUGGAUCAGAAGGUAAGGUAUUUUUUUGUUAUUUUAACAGGCUUCCGCCACUUUACUAGAAUAAAAUAGGAACUCGGGGAAGACCUCUUUAAGCCUGUAUAUUGUAUAGAAACAAGUGUCUCUGAAAAGGCAGAAAUGACACUCCUUAAUGGUCACUAUACUUUCACUAUGCAGACUUUGCAUAACUCAAUAAUAUAAACAAAUGUAAGAAAGAUUGUUCACUGAGCGAUGAGACAAGUUGUCAGCUCACGGAGGGAAUAGGUUACUUGCUGCUCAUAGAAGUCUAUGGAGGAGGAGUGAGCUGCUCGAGGGAGACAUGCACAUACAAUGCUGCUAGCUCUAGUAAGUUUUCUGUCUCGCCCCAGUGCUGGAUUCACAGCUUCACUGCUCAUCCAUUCUGCUGCUUCUGAAGGUGUGCUACAGAGAGACUGGGGAACAGGCUCUUGUGUGUGCAGUGUAUGGCAGACAUCAUAGCAGCUAGACUCCAGCCACUAUCUCAGCAAGAACUGACUAUUAAAGAUGUAGUCUGCAGGAGGUUAACGAUAAAUGCAGAAUACAAGUCAUAUAAUGAAAAGAUACAGCGUAGUUCCUCAUAUGCACACAAAUGAUGAGCUUAUUCUAAAAAGUCACCUGAACCGACAAAUACACUUAAAGGGGUUGUCCCCUCAGAGCUGAACUCAGACACACCCCGAUCAGCACUCCUUUACCAUGAAUGAGUGGAGCAUCAGAGCUUUUUACGCUCCGAUGCUCCCCCUUGCCCUGCACUAAAUCACGCAGGACAAGGG